This is a messenger RNA of Bactrocera oleae (olive fruit fly), 2208 nucleotides long. RefSeq names its product glucose dehydrogenase [FAD, quinone]. Lineage: Eukaryota; Metazoa; Arthropoda; Insecta; Diptera; Tephritidae. Gene Ontology annotation, molecular function: flavin adenine dinucleotide binding; oxidoreductase activity, acting on CH-OH group of donors. The record is from RefSeq and is a predicted model, not a curated record.
AUCGAACGGUCGAAGGUGUAACGUUUGUGCAUGCACUCUCCACUGCGCAGCGAGCUUAUUUGCCACUAAUAACGAAACGAAACGCCAAUGCGACAAAGGCCACAGUUGCUGCCACUCGCUCUUCCAUCCAUUACGAUUAUAGCUAGCAUGUAUAUGCCACACAUCCGUUGGAGCUGCAUCAGUCUCUGGCUUGCCACUUUGCCGCAGCUCUUGAAUGCUCAGCCACUCGUCGAUUUGGCACGCAAUUUCGAGACUUCACUACUCAAUACGCGCCUACCCGAUACUCAAACGUUCGAGGAGGCUUAUGAUUUUAUAAUUAUCGGUGCUGGUUCGGGUGGUUGUGUUGUUGCCAAUCGACUGAGUGAGAUCAGCAAUGCAACGGUGCUGCUACUGGAGGCAGGCGAUCAGGAAACGUUCUUGAGCGACGUCCCGCUUACCGCCGCGCUCACCCAGAUGACACGCUACAAUUGGGGUUACAAGUCUGAUCCGACACCGAAUGCUUGCCAGGGUCUUAAAGGAGGGGUUUGCAAUUGGCCAAAAGGGCGUGGUAUAGGCGGUACUAGCCUUAUAAAUUUCAUGCUAUACACACGUGGCCAUCGUAAAGACUAUGAUCAUUGGGCUGCGCUCGGCAAUCUGGGUUGGAGUUAUGAUGAGGUGUUGCCAUAUUUCAAAAAAUCUGAAAAUAUCGGUAUCACAGAAUUGCGCAAGUCACCGUACCAUGGACGCAAGGGUCCACUCGAUGUCAGUUAUACCGACUUCAAGUCGAGCAUACUAAAAGCAUUUCUGAAAUCAAGCCGCGAAAUGGGAUACGGAAUCACGGAUACAAAUGGUGAGAAGUUGAUGGGGUUUGCGCGUGCGCAGGCAAAUCUACGCAAUGGACGACGUUGCAGCACGAGUAAAGCAUUCAUACGACCUAUUGCUGGGCGGCCAAAUUUACACAUUUCUAUGAAAUCUUGGGUCACGCGUAUUCUUGUGGAUCCGGUUAGUAAAGUUGCGACUGGCGUGGAGUUUGUGAAACAACAUCAGCAUUAUGUUGUGAAGGCCAGAAAAGAGGUGAUACUCUCGGCGGGUGCAAUUGCUUCGCCACAAUUGUUGAUGUUGUCGGGUAUAGGACCGCGUGAGCAUUUGGCAGAACUAGGCAUUCCCAUAAUGCGUGACUUACAGGUGGGUUAUAACCUGCAAGAUCACGUGACGCUGAAUGGACUGGUAUUUGUCGUGAAUGACACAAAUACUUUAAAUGAUCGUCGGCUAAUAAAUCCUACCGACAUACUACACUAUAUACUGGAGGGUAGAGGACCAUACACAAUACCCGGUGGCGCAGAGGGUUUCGCAUUUGUGCGUACGCCGAACUCGACAGUUGAUAAGGACUAUGCCGAUAUGGAGAUUGUUUUGGGCGCAGGCUCGUUGAGUGGUGAUCAUAUGGGUUCUUUGCGUGACUUACUCGGCAUGCCUGAUGAAUUUUAUUAUAAAGUUUAUGAUGGUCUCCAUGAAAAGGAAACCUUUGGUCUGGUGCCAAUUCUGUUGCGUCCCAACAGUAGAGGUCGCAUAUCAUUGCGCAGCACAAAUCCUUUCCAUUGGCCACGUAUGGAGCCAAAUUAUAUGGAAGAUACCGAUGAUAUACGCGCCAUGUUGGAGGGUGUACAAAUGAUUUUUCAAAUCGCUCAAACAAAAGCUAUGCGUCGCAUCGGCACCAAAUUCAAUGCGAAACCCUUCUUGGGCUGUGAGCAUCUGACCUUUCAGAGUACGGCUUACUGGAAAUGUUGUCUGCGUCGUUAUGGUUCCAGUCUACAGCAUCAAGCAGGUACUUGUAAAAUGGGUCCUCCGACAGAUCCAACCGCAGUAGUGGAUCCACAGUUACGUGUACACGGCAUUAAACAGCUGCGUGUGGUCGAUGCCUCAAUUAUGCCCACUAUUCCGGCUGGGCAUACAAACGCUAUUGUGAUAAUGAUUGCAGAGAAAGCGGCAGAUAUGAUAAAGAAUUCUUGGCGUAUGCGAAAUUAAGACGCAACUGUAGAUAUUGUAUAGUAGUGUAAAGAUUUAAUUUAUUAUAUGUAUUAAGUAUGAUAUAAUAUUAAAGGUAUAUCAAGUCAUUAGUUUUAGAAAUUAUUUACUUAAAUGUAUUCGUAAAAAAUUCUCGCCACCAAUGUGAUCAAUGAAACUAUUAACUGCCAUUAGUGCUACUAUUGCAAGAAAAAGAUUUUAUAAAGC